Amphimedon queenslandica is the source of this 638-nucleotide messenger RNA. RefSeq lists its product as uncharacterized. NCBI's taxonomy places the organism in Eukaryota, Metazoa, Porifera, Demospongiae, Haplosclerida, Niphatidae. The record is from RefSeq and is a predicted model, not a curated record. The transcript is spliced from 3 exons. Bases 132 to 638 code for a protein of 168 amino acids.
GCUUAACACCCACGCACAAUAAUAUGAAACGUACACGCCCAAAAAGCUCUGCCUUGCCCAAGCACGUGGUCAUGAACUGCUAAAACUGGUCAAUUGGUUCUCGAAUUGGUCAUGCUCUUUGCCUGUUUUUGAUGGAGAGAAGCAGUAGGAAGAGAGCAAGAGUGACUACACUCGAAGUAGUGAGAGAGAAAGAAGAAGAGGAAGGUGUAACGUUGAAGCUCAAGUCCUCUAAGACCUUAAAGAAAGACUCAAAGGAUCCCAUCCUGCUGCUUGAAGAAGCUUCCACAGCAGAAGAAGAGGAAAGCGUAUUAGAAACACUUUUACUUCUUGAAGACUCUCUCUACUCUGGUAUAGUAUCUUCAUUAGAUGAGGCCCUGACUCUAUUUAACCGAAUAUGGAAAACUCGUCAGAGUAAUAUCGAAAUAUGUAGCCUCCUCGUUAACUUGCUUUGUGGGGUUCUUCCGCUAGUCACGUCACUCUCACGUGACCAGCAGAACCAAAUAGCAUCACUCAUUGAUCAUUCUUCCAGUGAUGUCAAGGCCCUAGUGUUAAAGUGUUGGGUGAAAGUGGCCAAGAAAUUUUCAUCAGAGUUUGUUACUCAAUGUCUUAAAGAAACUGUUGAGGUACAGUACGUGUGA